Messenger RNA from Actinia tenebrosa (Australian red waratah sea anemone), 4211 nucleotides. Its product is annotated as von Willebrand factor A domain-containing protein 5A. Lineage: Eukaryota; Metazoa; Cnidaria; Anthozoa; Actiniaria; Actiniidae. The record is from RefSeq and is a predicted model, not a curated record.
UAAGUUUUGUAAUAUUUUAUUAGGGCGACGCAAAUCAGACACUCAGCAUUACCAUCAGGGUUGCUUAUCUGCAAAGACAUGGCUCCUCUUGGCUUAAUAAGCAAAUCUGAAGGUUCAAGCAUUCCGCUUAAAAGUAUUGAAAUUCACUCCAAAGUUCAUGGCUAUACAGCUGAGGUUGUAGCAACGAUGGAAUAUGAAAACAACAGAGACAUUCCCAUAGAAGCCGUUUAUGUGUUUCCUAUCGACGAGGAAGCGGCCGUCUGCGGUUUUCAAGCGACUAUAGAAGGAAGAACCAUCGUAGCUGAGAUACAAGAGAAGCAAGAAGCUCGUGAUACGUACGAUGAUGCCAUAAGUAGCGGGCACAGUGCUUAUCUGCUCGAAGAAAGCGACGAGAGCUCAGACAUCUUCCAAAUAAGCGUGGGAAACCUAGCUCCACAUAAAACAGCUAAGGUCCAGAUUACUUUUGUGACAGAACUGGCUGUAGAGAAAGAAGGAGGAAUUGUUUUUGUGCUACCUACAGUACUCAACCCUAGAUAUACUCCGAUGGACUCCCAGCAUACUGGGAGUGUAAGCACAACAAUGCCUACCAUCGCUUCAGUGAGCACAAAAUAUGCAUUUGACUUCGAACUGGAUGUACAGUGUGCAUCUGCAAUUCGAGAAAUUACCUCCCCUAGCAAUCGCCUCAGAGUUGAUAUCAAUCCAGAGGAUGACAGACAAGCCAGAGUUCUACUUGACGAAGAAUAUAAAUUUAAUGUUGAUUUGCAGGUCCACAUUUUGAGCUGUCAGCCUCGUUCGCCUCAUGCUUUGGUGGAGAACGGAGUUACCAAAACAAAAGAUGGAAGAGAGUCCAAUGAUUUUUUGGCAAAGCCGGUAGUCAUGCUAAAUUUCUUUCCCGAAUUUGACAUCUCCGCAAGUCUUGAGCGAGGAGAGUUUCUAUUUGUCAUAGACCGAAGCGGAAGCAUGAAUGGCGCAAAGAUAAGAAGUGCUAGGGAAACACUCCUCUUGUUUUUGAAAAGUUUGCCGGACAGCUGUUACUUCAACGUGAUUGGUUUUGGGAGUUCUUUUCAAAAGUUGUUCACAAAGAGUGAAGUUUACAGUGAUUCUAGUGUAGAUGUUGCUUGUUCACAUGCCCAGUCUAUGCAGGCAGAUUUAGGGGGGACCGAAAUUCUCAGACCUCUACAAGACGUGUUUUCAGAGCCUCUCAUCAAAGGUUAUCCUCGUCAAGUAUUUCUCUUGACAGAUGGCGAAGUUGGUAACACACAGCAAGUCAUUGACUUAGUGGCACGAAAUGCUUUCAAAUUAAGAUGCUUUUCGUUUGGUAUUGGCGAAGGAGCCUCCACUGCAUUAGUCAAGGGGGUUGCUAGAGCCGGAAGAGGCACUGCUGAGUUUGUUUACUCCGAAGACAGAUUGCAACCCAAGGUGAUAAAGACUUUAAAAAGUGCAUUACAGCCAGCUGUUAAAGAUGUCCAGGUUACAUGGACCCUGCCGAAAGAUUGGGAAGUCGAGGACGUUCCUACAGCAAGUCCUACCCUAUUCGCGGGGAACAGAUUUGUAUCAUUUGGAAUAUUCAACAGAAGAGAUCAGAGCAAGUACAACAAUAGGCAAAUUGUGGCGAUAGAAGGGACAGCUACCCUUACUGGGCAUGUAGAUGAAGGUCCCAACCCUUCACUUAUUCGGCACGUGAUCAAGUUCAGUGCCGUGUGCGGUAACCCAGGAGACACAAGUGUGAUGCUUCAUCGAUUAUGUGCUAAGGCAGCCAUUCAAGAAAAGCAAAAUCGAUGUGAAGGGGACAUUAAAAACGCUAGUGAUAUUAUUAAACUCCCCAUCAUUAAUCUAAGCAAGUCCACCAACAUAGUAUCAAAGUUAACGUCCUUCGUCGCAGUUGAUGAAGAUAGCCGCGAACCAGUGUCUAGGGCAAUGGAGAGACCAGUCAUGCCCAUACAAGAUGACUGUGGCAGAGUCUUUGCUCUAUGCAGUAUGAAUGCAGGGUUUGGUUAUGGAAUGUCUCAACCCAUGAUAGGUAGCGGAAGUUUCCCUCAACACAUGAUAGGUGGCGGAGGUUUCCCUCAACCCAUGAUAGGUGGCGGACGUUUCCCUCAACCCAUGAUAGGUGGCGGAGGUUUCCCUCAACCCAUGAUAGGUGGCGGACGUUUCCCUCCACCCAUGAUGGGUGGCGCAUCUUUCAAAACUGCCCAACAAGGAAUUGGAUUUUUUAGUGCGGAUUCAGCUCCACCCCCUCCAGGGAAGGCAAGUCAUUAUGCAUCAGUGACACCACCACCACCACCACCACCACCAAGAGAAUCAUCUAAAGUAGUGGGGCGUAAAACACUAGGACAUUUGAAACAUAAAUAUGGAGCAACACCUUCCGCUAGGAUUUCAAGUGAUGGUGACGUGGACAGCCAUAUAGUCCUAAUAUCAAUGCAAAAAGCGUGUGGGUCAUGGCAACCAACCACACAGCUGGCCAGUAUUUGUGGGGUCACUUUAGACACCCUGAAAAAGGCUUGUCCAAAAGAAUUGACACAAGACAACAGGGAAAGUAUGUGGGCGACAGCCUUGGCAUUAUCCUGUCUGUUUGAGAAGUUCGAAAACAAAAAAGACGAAUGGGAAAUGGUGGCAGCUAAAGGCAUCAAGUGGCUUAAAGCGAACCUGUCAUCAGACAACCACAGCUACAUUUGGAUCAUGGACAUUGCAUCAGAGUUUCUUAAGUUGUAACAAAAUUGAUAAGAAUCUGUCCAUCGAUAACGAUAGAAUAACAGUAGCCUAUUCUGAGUACGUGUGUAACUAGUUAUCACAACCUCUGAGAUUUACUACACUGGAACUGUGACGUCAUUAUCUCAAAUUACACUCCAUUUCUAUCUGUUCAAAGUAGUUAGUAAAACAUGAGGAAAAAAUUAUUAACGUAACAGUAGUAUUGACGCUAGCUAGCUCAACUGACAUGGAAAAAAAACCCGGCCUAGUUUUAGACCGUACAUUAGUUGAAGAUAGACACUUAAAACUUAAAAAGCCAAAAGGAAAAAUUAUAUUCCUUUACAGUCAAACCACCUCAUGCGUUCCUAUCAAGGUUUAAAGAUUCAUUUCAUCAUUGUAAGUUUGAUUUCCAUUCUGCUUUGAAGCCUACAUUAAUGAAACGAACGCUGUAAAUUUCAAUCCCGGUAUUUGCCGGCUCUAAAUGUUCAAUUGUGAAAGAAUUGUUUUGAACAAAACUGCACACCAAACAAAUAACUUUAAAAUGGUGAAAUAAUUUCAGCUUUGCACGAAUUCGUGAAGAACUAAAGAAACUUUUAAUCCGAGCCAAGACUUCAAAUUCAAAACGUUCGUUUCAUUAAUGCAAGUUUCAAAGCAGGAUGGAAAUCAAACUUCGAAAAAAAAUAAAAUGAAUCUUUGAAUCUUUGAAUCUUUGAAUCUUGAUAGGAACGCAUGAGCUGGUUUGACUUAAACUGUUAAUUUUUCUUUGCAACUAUACGAAAUAAAGUUAAAGAUAAUAUUAAUAUACCAUGACCAUUUUUCUACCUUUCUCGAUGUCACAGUAGUCGCGUUCGAGAUAUUUAGGGAUUUUAAGAUUUGCAAAAUCUGCGACGGCGACGUCUACCGGAAGUGUAAAUAACUUCACUUUGGGGUUUCGCACCUUCAAACUCUGUCCUCCCUGUGGAUGAGUUUAGUUUUACUGACAAUGAAUAAAAUCUCCCAUGAACAGAACCCCAAAGAGAAAUCACUCACACUUCCGGUUGACGUCACUACAUUGCAUUAUAUUGAAUUAUAACGUAGUUGAGCAGUGAACUGACUAGCACUACCAAAAUGUUCUCAUUAUUGCCGAAAGGCAGGAACGUCGUGGAUGGUUAAUUUAUUCCUACCAAUAAAUGUAUUUGGCGAUCCACGUUUGUAUCGAUCCAUGUUUGUACAAUACAUAAAGUACCAUGGGUCUAAAGCUUCGCAAUCAAUGAACGUUAAUAUAACAAACGUGGCCAUUUAAUACAAAGAUCAGCGAAACAAGACUACGUUUCGUUGUCAUCGAGACAACAUCUUCUGGUCAACGUGGACAAUUGAGGAAAAUACUGUCCAUAAAGUCGUGAACCAGAAACUUUAUUUAACGAAAAGUGUUGGUCAGUCAGCUAGCAACAUCUUCAUAUCUAUGCCACUGGUAAAUGUUCUACAAGCAUUUUUCUUUACAUUUUGUACAUUUCUCAAAAUCUAAAUACAUGUUUUAUGGAGUA